AUGGUCGCCUCUUCGUAUGUGUUGGCAGCUACAGUUGUAUCAGCCCUGGUCUUCUUCGUAGGCAUGCCACUGGGUCGACGAGGCUGCAUUCUUAUGGGUGACGGUCUCGUCAUAAUUGGGUCUGCCAUUCAAGCUACUGCGUUUUCUAUGCCCCAUAUCAUUGUUGGAAGAGUUCUUUGUGGAUUCGGCAUCGGCUUCAUCUCCAGCACAGUUCCCACUUACAUGGCCGAAAUGGGAACCGAAGCAUCUCAGAGAGGCCCAGAAGUCGCCAAACAAUGUGCGUGGCUGAUAACCGGCAUAGCCGUGGCUUACUGGAUUGAUUUUGGUACGACAAGAUCAAACAGUCAAGCAUCGUGGAGAUUUCCAAUCGCAUUCCAGUCCUUUUUUGCUUUUGUCUCGGGUAUAUGCCUACUAUUUCUUCCCGAUACUCCACGAUGGUACUACGCCCGAAACAGGAUCGAAGAAGGAGAUGCCGUUUUAGCCCUCUUGAAUGAUCGCAAUCUCGAUGAUCCACACGUGCAGGAACAGAAACGAGAUAUUCUUCGAAGCAUUCAGGUUGAAGCUGAAGACGAGAACAAACUCAGCCUUAUAAGCCUGGUGUGGGAUAACACAGAACUGCAGCUCUUGGCUGCUGUGAUGAACACUUUCUUUGCCAUUGGGACAUACUCAUUUGGCUAUGGGUGGGUUGGCUGUCCAUGGCUGUACGGCCCUGAGAUUGCGCCGCUUCGAUAUCGCCAUGUUGCUGGAGCCGCUGGUUCCUUGGGCGAGUGGCUUUUUUCCUUCAUCACCGUCUUCGCUGGUGGAAUCGGGGCUGAAGUAGCUGGGUGGAAGAUCUGGAUUUGGCAAAUCAUCUUUUGCAUUAUUGCAGUUUUAUUCGUGUAUUUCUACUGCCCUGAGACCAAAGGCAAAACUUUGGAAGAGAUUGAUGAAAUUUUCGCAAAGUCUGGUGCUUACCACGAUGCCGGAGUUGACGAGAAAGCAAUGGAAGGUAGUAAUCAAGCAAGCGACAUAUCGCAUGUCGAGCACUCGGGUGACUCUCAAAACUAUCAGAUUAAUUCUCGAUAUCUAUCAUGGGAUGGAAUCAUACACGAUGGAGCACCACAGCAGUGGGGCCCCGGUUUACCACAGUCCCACCAUGAAAUUGACAGGAGUACAAUCCUGGUCCAGAAAUUCGCCAAGUCAAUACUUUUCGAGAACCUUAGAGAGUGA
Molecule: messenger RNA, 1209 nt
Organism: Diaporthe amygdali
Lineage: Eukaryota; Fungi; Ascomycota; Sordariomycetes; Diaporthales; Diaporthaceae
Product: sugar transporter STL1
Exons: 11
Coding region: 1-1209 (402 amino acids)
Biological process (GO): transmembrane transport; carbohydrate transport
Cellular component (GO): membrane
Molecular function (GO): carbohydrate:proton symporter activity
Source: RefSeq, a predicted model, not a curated record